AUGGCUCGUUUUUAUGCUUCCACCCCAAGAAGUACUGCAAAAACAAACCGAUCUAUUGACGAGUCGUUAAUAGAUAAUGAUGAUGAUGACUCGUCGUUCCAGGAUGCUGUGACAAUAAGGGUUGUCGACGCUCUGGCAAGAUUUGGUGAAAGGGUUAAAGAGAAAUUCGACGCGCAGAGGCAGAGGCUGAGAGAGGUGGAAGUAAGAAUGUCUAGAAUUGAAAACAGCGUGUCAGCUAUUGACAAAAAAGUUGAUGCCAUAUUAGAGCUGUUACGUGGUGGUGACCAAAGGACUUCGCAGUCAAGGGUCAAAGUCCCCGCUGCAGUCAAGUCAGCGGUACGUGCAGCAUAUAAUAUCGAGGACGCAGGGAAUGAUCUUAAAUACAACUUCAACGAAGGGUUCAAGGCUGCGUGCAACGAAAGGGUUACAGCCCAUUUAGUAGCUCUUGUUGGAGACAAGCAGGAAGGGACAGCAGUGAACGUGAUAAGAGUUGCCUGUCACACCUACUAUACCAGUUUGAAAAAGGCUAAGAAAGAGGCUGCAUCCAAUCAGCAGGAGCAGAUGAAGAAGAAACGACUGCUGCGGUCUCGGCAAAGAAGGCUCUUCGAAGCCCGGGAGAAAAGGUUGAAGUCAGACACUAGGGAGAGGGAAGUGUGGAAAAAGCUCAAGCAGCAAGACAUGUCGGAGGAGGAGACAACCGACUUGGAGGGAGAAAAGGUCCUCCGGAGAAGAUCACACGCAGGCAAGAGGAGUGCGGAAUGUAACGAACUAAUUAAGAAGCUGGACGACAGACUUUCGAAAAGUGAGAGUUGCGGACCAAAAUACCGCCGUGUAUAG
Lineus longissimus is the source of this 837-nucleotide messenger RNA. RefSeq lists its product as uncharacterized. The record is from RefSeq and is a predicted model, not a curated record. Bases 1 to 837 code for a protein of 278 amino acids. NCBI's taxonomy places the organism in Eukaryota, Metazoa, Nemertea, Pilidiophora, Heteronemertea, Lineidae. The transcript has 6 exons.